This is a messenger RNA of Desarmillaria tabescens, 1491 nucleotides long. RefSeq lists its product as uncharacterized. The record is from RefSeq and is a predicted model, not a curated record. Lineage: Eukaryota; Fungi; Basidiomycota; Agaricomycetes; Agaricales; Physalacriaceae. Bases 1 to 1491 code for a protein of 496 amino acids. The transcript is spliced from 7 exons.
AUGCUUGCCAAACUUAAAAAAGUGGAACAUCCUCAUGGAACUGAUAUUAACGGAGUAUUUGACAUGAAAUUGCAAGAGGAGAGUACAGUGGAACCUGAUCUUGCUGAGCUUAUCCACAGUGCCUUGACAACACUCCAUGACAAUACGUACAAACGUGUGAAAGGCUCAGCAUGGAAGGAGUGGGAGGUGGUUGUUUGGGAUUCUCGUCGUGUAACCGUGGCUCGAAUUUAUAUGACUCGGGAAACAUGUGAAGCCUUUUCUGCUGUCUGGACAUAUUUCUUUGACGUUGUCAAAUGGGUUACAGGAUGUCCAGUUCUUGUGAAAUUUCUUCACAGGCAGGGACUAUCAACAAUCCUGGUUGAUGGAAGCCAACCCCAAAUUGAAGGGUGCGGUGAUGCAUUGAUGACCAUACAUAAUCAUCUUCCUGCAAAAAAGCAAAUUGCUGGUGUGAAUUCCCUAAAUAUUGUGGAGUACAUCAUGCAAUGCUGCCUUGUGCAUUUGAAUCGAGACUUUGAUAAACUUGUACCUUAUAUCACAGCCGAAGAGAAUAAUUAUAUUCGUUCUGUUUGCUAUCUCAAGACUAACGAAGAGAUCGAGACACUUUGGCACUGGUGCGAGCAUAGCAGUAAUCAAAAGAUUCUCAACUGGUACAAUGAUAAAAAAGGUAAACCAUGGUUUAUUGCACUCAUUAAUGAGCACCACAGCCAUAUUCUGAUUGAUGACUGGUAUAAAAGUCCUGGAAAUACAAAUCUGAAUGAGAGCGCACACCCAUUUAUGAACAUUCACACUGGAAUAGGGCUAUCUCUCAUAGAAGCAAUUAAAACAAACAAGGCACAGAAAGCGGCACAAUGCAAGACUAACAUUGAUGAGCUGCUUCACCUUGAUGAAAAAAUCACACAGGCAACGAUCUACCACAAGGAACUGGUCACCCAGAAGCAUGAACUUGAAGCUAAAUGCAAGGCAAUGGUGCUACUACGUGGAGCUCACUGCAACAUCGAUGACCAAAUCCGAUCAGUGGAUUCUGACCACAAAGAAGCAUACACGGUUCUGCAAGACUUGCGUGCUCAGAAAUAUGACCUAGAGAUGUCCUCUCCUACUCCGACAAAAGGACUGAGGAAGCAACUUCGAAAUGGACGUGCCAUCAAGGGAAAGUCUACACUUUCAGAUGCAGCAUACGAAGACCUCAACCUCAAAUCAGAGAAUAAUGAAGCAGAACCUGUGUUGGAGGAUGACAUACCCUGUGCAAAUGUUAUCGAUGUGACUGGGCCCUCCCUGACAGCCACGACGACUCAAGUUAACACAAGUCUGGAGUUCAAAGCUGAUGCUGACACCCAGACUACUUGUGAGGACAACCCAAGUCCUUUCUUGUGGUUACACCCAAAUGCAGCCUCAGGAGAAGUUUUAUAUGAUCCUCAGGUGGCUAUCGACAUUGGAGAAGCUGAUGCCUUGGAUAUGUGGAUGGUAUGGAAUGGAGGGGCUUUUGUAGCAUAG